Molecule: messenger RNA, 3767 nt
Organism: Rhincodon typus (whale shark)
Lineage: Eukaryota; Metazoa; Chordata; Chondrichthyes; Orectolobiformes; Rhincodontidae
Gene: slitrk5
Product: SLIT and NTRK-like protein 5
Exons: 1
Coding region: 1-2817 (938 amino acids)
Biological process (GO): positive regulation of synapse assembly; regulation of presynapse assembly; axonogenesis
Cellular component (GO): membrane
Molecular function (GO): protein binding
Source: RefSeq, a predicted model, not a curated record
AUGGCAGGUAUUCACACUUAUUUAUUUUCCCCUUUCUCUUUUGUUUUUCUCUGUCUUGUCGAAGGUGAGCAGCCGCGGGUGGGAGUGAGGAUCGGGAGCCCCGCCGAGAUGUCCGUGUGGCUAACUCGGGCCGUCGCCUUGGCUUCGUUGGUGGGCGGCGGCGGCUGGUGGUGGUUGGGGGCGGUGGCCAGCGACGGCACCGAGAGCUACGGCGAGGCGUGCGAGACUCUGUGCUCCUGCCAGGAGAAGGACGGCGUGCUGGUGCUGGGCUGCGAGGACAGCCGGAUCGUCAGCGUGCUGCAGCUCAGUCCGCCUCACUGGCCCCUCUACCACUUGUUCCUCAGCGGCAACCUGCUGAGCCGCCUGCAGCCCGACGAAUUCCUCAACUUCAGCGGCGCCGCCGUGCUCCACCUGGGCGGCAACCGGAUCGAGGAGAUCGAGGCGGGCGCCUUCCGCGGCUUGCACGCUACCCGGCGCCUCCACCUCAACAACAACCGGCUGGAGGGGCUGCGGAGGGACGCUUUCGCCGGCCUGGAGCGCCUCGAGUACCUGCAGCUGGACUACAACUACCUCCGGCGGCUGGAGAGCGGCACCCUGGACAGACUCCCACGCUUGCAGGUCCUCAUCCUCAACGACAACCUACUGGCCGGCCUGCCCGCUGACCUCUUCCGCCACGUCCCCCUCACUCACCUCGACCUGAGGGGUAACCGGCUCCGGGCCCUGCCGCACGCCGGCUUGCUGGAGCACCUGGGCGGCCUGGCCGAGCUCCAGCUGGAGGACAACCCCUGGGACUGCGGUUGCCCGCUGCUGGCCCUCAAGGCUUGGCUGGAGAGCAUCUCGUACACGGCGCUGGUGGGCGAGGUGGUCUGCGAGACCCCUUUCCGCCUGCACGGCCGCGACCUGGGCGAGGUCUCCCGCCAAGAGCUGUGCCCCCGCCGCCCCGGGGGGCUGGACUCGGAUUGGAAGCCGCCUUUCGCCCCUCCUCCCUUGAGCACCCGAGGCUACUUCCACAGCAGCCCGCCUCCGGCGGCCACACCCAACCUCCUCAUCACCUCGUCCCCGUCCAGGUACCAGCCCAAAGGCACCCGCCUGCCCAAGGCUCCCCCCUCCAGGGUGAGGGUCACCACCUCCCGCAGCCCAUUCCUCAAGAUGAAGGAGGAGUUGGAUGAGGAGGAGGAAGAAGGGGAGGGACAAGGCUACCCUUACGGCCCCAUCUUCGCCUACCAGACCAAGCCCCCGGUGCCUCUGGUGUGCCCCCGGCAGUGCAGCUGCAACCUGCAGAUCUCCGAGCUGGGGCUCAAUGUCAACUGCCAGGAGAGGCGGAUCGAGAGGGUCUCCGAGCUGCAACCCAAGCCCUACAACCCCAGGAAGCUGUACCUGAGCGGCAACCGGCUGGUGGCGGUCAGGCGGGGGGACUUCGAGGAAGCUGCCGGCCUGGAGUUGCUGCAUCUGGGCCACAACCGCAUCACGGCGGUGCAGGACGGUGCCUUCUCCAACCUGACCCAGCUGAGGCGCCUCUACCUGAACGGUAACUGCCUGGAGGCGCUGGGGGCGGGCAGCUUCCGCGGGCUGCGCAACCUGCGCUACCUCUACCUGGAGUACAACGCCCUGCGGCGCCUAGGGGCCGGCACCUUGGCGCCGGCUCCUGGCCUCCAGCUGCUCUUCCUGCACCACAACCUGCUCAGGUCCCUGCCGCCGCGCCUCUUCGCCGGCCUCAACCUGACCCGGCUCAGCCUGCGGGGUAAUCGCUUCGCCUCGCUGCCCGUCGCCGGCCUUCUCGACCAGCUCGCCUCCCUCAUCCAGAUCGAGCUGGACGAGAAUCCCUGGGAGUGCGGCUGCCCGCUGCUGGGCAUGAAGCGCUGGCUGGAGCGCCUGGGUCCCGGAGCUCUGGUCCGCCGCCUCAGCUGCCAGUCCCCCAAGCACUUGGCCGGCCAAGACCUGGCCUCACUCCGCUCCGACCUCAUCUGCCCGGACCACUCCGACGAGGUGGCUCUCUCCACUCCCUCGCUGCUGCUCCCCGCCCCGCCUGGCCCGGCGGCCGCUCGGCCCCUCGCCACGGCUGGCCCGGCCACACCGUUCCCGGACACGGGCUCGGUGGUGCCCCUGUCGGUGCUCAUCCUCAGCCUGCUGCUGGUAUUCCUGGCGUCGGUGUUCGUGGCGGCCGGCCUCUUCGUCGUGGUGAUGAAGCGGCGCAAGCGGGCGCAGAGCGAGCGCACGAGCGCCAACAAUUCCGACGUGAGUUCCUUCAACCUGCAGUACAGCGUCUACAGCCACGGGCCGGCGCCCAAAGCCAAGAGCCCCGCCGGCCACGUCUACGAGUACAUCCCCCACCCUCUGGGCCACAUGUGCAAGAACCCCAUUUACAGGUCUCGAGAGGGCAACUCGGUGGACGAUUACAGGGACUUACACGAGCUCAAGGUCACCUACCGAAACCCGGUGGACGAGGAGCGAGAGAACCAGUUGAGGAGCCCCUCGUAUAGCAUCAGCACCAUCGAGCCCCACGAGCAGGUCUCUCCAGUUCAAGAUGUGGACCAUUUCUACCGUGGCAUUUUAGAGCCGGGCAAACAGUCGCCCACUGGCAACAGUGUUGAAUAUAAAUUUGGUAGUCCACCAAACUAUAAUUAUUCACCGAACUAUGAAGUAAGACGCCAGUAUUUACAUCCGGAGAGGAUGAGGGAGACGGUGCUGUACGGAGCACCCAGUAAUGUAUAUGCCGAGCAAAUUAGAAAUGAUUACCUGGAACUGAAAGCAAAGCUUCACAUCGAGCCGGACUACCUCGAAGUUCUCGAAAAACAGACAACAUGCAGUCAGUUCUAAGCCACAGAGUUGUUUAUAUACAGUAUUUAUUUCUAAUUAUCUGAAAUUCGGUUGUUUUAUUUUCUUGUUUACUUUUCAUUCCACACACUAGUUUGAGGGUAAGUGUCAAGGCCACCAGAUAAUCACCUUGAAAGGAGUUUUCAGCCAGGGGUGUGCAUCAUAACUCUCAGCUCCACUGAAACACUGGAGUUUGCUAGGAUCAGAGGACCCCAAACUGAAGAUUUUCCUCGUGAUAUUCUGACAAUAGGCAUAAGUAAACGUAUUGGGUUUCAUUGCCCUAGACGGGAACUUUAUAGUCUUUCUUGCAUUCUUAACUUGCCCAUAUCUGGAAGUAUUUUUUUAAUUCACUAAAUUUGCAUCAUAUUGUUAGUAAAUUGCAGUUUCUUCAUGUGUACCUCAAGCCAGGUAUUUUAGUUACAAAAUAGACCGAUAUAAUACUUAAUACUUUUUAGUCACACAAAAAAUCACCGGGUAGUUACCUCUCCAACCAAAAUAUUUUGCUUAUUCCUAGAUGACAUCAGAAAUAUCGCAUGUUGUACAAAAAUGCAUCAGUACAUUUUUGCAGUUUUGCAACAUGACUCAACACCUGAUGCAGUGGAUCAAAGUGUGUCAUAGGUGUUGUCAAUGCACAGUUUGGAUUUGGUUCUAGCUUCAGCAGUCUUUAUAAUUAGAGUCAAAAUGGUCCUUCAUUGAACUUCACGAGGCUAGCACACCCCUAAUUUUAGUAUGGAGCUCUUAUUCUUAAAAUGGAUGUCUUUGUAUGCAUUCUGCACUUUUAAAUUAGAAAGAAACCUGAGGUCUUUAAUAUUCAUCUCAGAAUUGCACAAUUGAGUGUGUGCACUGGGGCCACGCAGGGCUAUCUGUUGGAUUGUACAAAUCUGUAUGUAAUGUCUGUACCCUUGUAAAAAAAACUCAACGGGGAAGUUAUAUUACACCACUGGGUGUUCAAA